AGCUAUGGUGCUGACUUCCUACUGAACAGAUUGAAAGAAGCAGAGAUCACAGCCCAGGGGUCACAUGUCAUAUUGGAUCUCAUUGAGAAAAUGCUCACUUACUUGGCAAAUGCCACCAUGACUGGAACCCGUAGAUUAGAAGGAGGCCUUCAGCGUCUAUCCAAUUUCCUGCAGGUAGUAUAUGCUGGGAAUGACAUGAAGGCUGCAUCUUUGAAGGCAUUCAAGGUCUUUGUGCAAGAGGAGGAAAUUGGAGGCAAACUGUGGCAAAAGAAGAAAAUUUGCAAGUCUAUUCACUUCUGGUGCUUCAACCCUGGCAUAGGUUUGGAAAGGCUAUCUUCACUUGGGGUCCAUAGUUUAAUCAUGACAUCAGGAACUCUUGCCCCACUUGAUACACUCCAAGCCCAGCUCAAAGUCCCCUUCUCUGUCACCCUGGAGAAUCCACACAUAGUGGGUGAGAAUCAGGUGUUUGCUGGUAUUAUCCCCAAAGGACCUGAUGGCACACUUCUUUCAUCAUCUUAUGAGAAUAGGAAAAACCCAGCUUAUGUUGGAUCCCUAGGACAAACAAUCCUGAAUGUGGCCCGAGUGUCCCCAGGGGGUAUGCUGGUUUUCUUUCCCUCAUAUGCAGCCCUGAAGUCCUCCAUGGAGGCUUGGCAAGACAAAGGUACCUGGUCAUCUCUUCAAAAAAUCAAGCCUAUCUUUGUUGAACCGGUUGGAAAGGAUGGAUUGAUAGAAACCAUGCAAGAAUUCAGUCGAUUGGCUCGAGACACUGCAGGAAAAGGUGCUUUGUUCCUUGCAGUUUGUCGAGGCAAGGUAUCAGAAGGACUUGACUUUGCUGAUGAUUUGGGCAGAACAGUUGUCAUAACAGGUCUUCCUUACCCUCCAAUGAUGGACCCUCGAGUUGUUCUCAAGAAGAGCUUCCUGGAUGAGUCACGCACCAAUGGACAGAGCCUGACAGGUGGGGAGUGGUAUCGACUGGAAGCAAGUCGUGCUGUAAACCAGGCCAUAGGGAGGGUGAUCAGGCAUCGGGAUGAUUAUGGUGCUAUCCUCCUUUGUGAUGCUCGCUUUCAAGAUUCCAACUUCAAGAGCAGACUUUCUUCAUGGAUACGGCCACGAUUGGCAGUCCAUAGUGAAUUUGGCAAAGGACUUCGAUCAAUUGCUCAGUUCUUCAGUGCUGCUCACAAGAUAUCCUCAUCAAGAAUCCAAAAGUUGGAGCCACAAUCAGGUUCUGUGACCAUCCAUGAAAGACGAAAGAAGUCGUCUACAUCCAAGCUGAAUGAAGAAAAAGACACCAACUGCAUGAAACAAUAUUACAGGGAAGAGUCACAAGAAGGAAAGUCUGGAGAAUAUAAAGACCUCUUUGAGGGCCUGAUAGAGGCAAAACCAACAAGUCUGGUUGGCUUCUUGGGUGAUCCACAGGGCUCUGAUACUGUUCCUGUUGCAAGUACCACAGUCAGCACACACUUGAAUUCAGUAGCUCAACCUCCAAAACGGAGAAAGAUAAAGAUGAUUCCAAAUGCACCAGCUGAGAAGCCUUUGCUGAAGAUGGAGAAUCAUGUCAAGGAGCCAGACAAAAUGGAAGCCAGUAAAAAUUUCUUGUCCCAGGCAAGGAAGACAUUACUUGAGCAAGAGUACAAAGCAUUUUCCAUGGCACUUAAGAUGUAUCAACAAAGUAAGAAGCUCAAUGAAUUGAUGUCAGUCCUCAAACCUCUAGUAUCUCAAGACUCUACAAAGGGUCGACUUUUUUAUGGUCUGACAUCAUUCUUGACUGCUGCUCAUCGUCAGCCCUUUGAAAAAUUUAUUGACUCCAAUGUGAACUCCAGACAAGAAUGAUGUGCAAGUCAAGGUAAUUUUUGAGCAUGUGAUCAUUCUGUUUUUGUGUUUUUUUCUCUUACUUUUACCAUCACAAAGGCAUGAUUAUAAUUUCAUAGUGAAAUCAUCAGAAUGAAAUUAUUGUACUUUUAUAUGAUCUGAA
Messenger RNA from Darwinula stevensoni, 1972 nucleotides. The record is from the annotation of a GenBank genome assembly. NCBI's taxonomy places the organism in Eukaryota, Metazoa, Arthropoda, Ostracoda, Podocopida, Darwinulidae.